Molecule: messenger RNA, 1450 nt
Organism: Rhinolophus ferrumequinum (greater horseshoe bat)
Lineage: Eukaryota; Metazoa; Chordata; Mammalia; Chiroptera; Rhinolophidae
Gene: SIRT3
Product: sirtuin 3
Exons: 8
Coding region: 309-1082 (257 amino acids)
Molecular function (GO): NAD+ binding; histone deacetylase activity, NAD-dependent
Source: RefSeq, a predicted model, not a curated record
AAAAGAGUCCGGGCACCUGGGGUCGACCAGCCCACCGACUGGCUGUGUGGCCUUGGCCUUUGUGACCCGCAGUUUCUCAAGUGCGAUGAUAAUAGUACCUGCCUGGUAGUGUCCCGCGAGGACUAACGCAUGUCAUUUGUGAUGGGAAAGGUGGUCAUUUGGGGAACGUAGGUGGCAGAAGGCCCAUAGCUUUCUCUGCGGGUGUCUCCGGGAUCCUUGGAAAUGGUGGCAGCAGUAAGAAGGAGAAGCUUUCUCUGCAGGACAUAGCAGAGUUGAUCCGAGCCAGAGCCUGCCAGAGGGUGGUGGUCAUGGUGGGGGCUGGCAUCAGCACGCCCAGCGGCAUUCCCGACUUCAGGUCACCAGGCAGCGGCCGCUACAGCAACCUCCAGCAGUACGACAUCCCCUACCCAGAGGCCAUUUUUGAGCUCUCCUUCUUCUUGUACAACCCCAAGCCAUUCUUAUCUCUGGCCAAGAAGCUGUACCCUGGGAACCACAGGCCCAACGUCACUCACUACUUCCUGCGACUGCUGCAUGACAAGGGGCAGCUUCUGCGUCUGUACACACAGAACAUCGACGGGCUCGAGAGAGCAUCUGGCAUCCCGGCCUCCAAGCUGGUUGAAGCUCACGGGUCCUUUGCCUCUGCCACCUGCACCGUCUGCCGAAGAACAGCCCCAGGGGAGAACUUCUGGGCUGAUGUGCUGGGGGACCGGGUUCCCUACUGCCCAGUCUGCGGUGGCAUCAUGAAGCCCGACAUCGUGUUCUUUGGGGAGUCGCUGCCCGAGAGGUUCUUGCUGCAUGUGGUUGACUUCCCCAUGACAGACCUGCUGCUCAUCCUGGGGACCUCCCUGCAGGUGGAGCCUUUUGCCAGUUUGUCUGAGGCCGUGCGGAGCUCAGUGCCCAGACUGCUCAUGAACCGGGACAUGGUGGGGCCCUUGGCCUGGCGUCCUCGCAGCAGGGAUGUGGUCCAGCUGGGGGACCUGGUUCACAGCGUGGAGAGGCUGGUGGAGCUGCUGGGCUGGACGGAAGAGAUGAAGGAUCUUGUCCAGCAGGAAACUGGGAAGGUCACUGGGUGCGACAAAUAGGGUGAUGGCUGCCCCUGUACCAGUGGGGACAUGGGAAUCACCACCCAUGUCUGAACAGACCCCAUGCUGCAGGACAGCGUGCAGGUGGCUGUGAGCUGUGCUGACAUGCAGGGCCAUCUGUCAGGGAUAGCUGCCUGGCUGCCAUUUGACUUUCCACCCAGCUUGUGAUGGUGAGCUCUGACACUCGGACUGCACUGCCUUCCCUGUGCCCAGGUCCCCACCUGAAGGACGGGCUCAGCCCGUGUGGGUCCGGGUCCCACACAGGGCACUAGGGUUGCCAGCCCUACACUCUCCUCAGUCAGCUGUUUUUCAUUAGAGCAAGUUUGUCCUUCAUUCUGGUACAAAGUAAACUUUAAUGUAGAAACUGG